AUAUUUAUUUGGGUGCGAGAUGUCUGCCCUGAGGUUGAUUUCUAACAGAACCUCCCAGCAGGCCUUGUCUAACUCUGAUUACACCUGGGAGUAUGAGUACUAUGAGUAUGGACCAGUGUCAUUUGAAGGCCUGAAGGCUCAUAAAUAUUCCAUUGUGAUUGGAUUUUGGGUUGGUCUUGCAGUUUUUGUCAUCUUCAUGUUCUUUGUCUUGACCUUGCUGACAAAGACAGGAGCACCACAUCAAGAAAAUACAGAAUCUUCUGAAAAAAGAUUUCGGAUGAAUAGCUUCGUGGCAGAUUUUGGAAGACCUUUGGAGUCGGAGAGGGUCUUUUCUCGUCAUGUAGCUGAAGAGUCCCGGUCACUUUUCCAUUUCUGCAUUAAUGAAGUGGAACACCUUGACAAAGCGCAACAAAGUCAGAAAGGUCCAGAUCUGGAGAGUAAUAUCCACUUCCAGGAAGUUUCCAGGAGCAGUGGAACAAUGGAGGAGGACCUACAUUGUCUUACAAAAUUUAACAUUCCUAACUUUGUGAACACUGAGCAGAAUUCUUCACUAGGUGAGGAUGAUCUGCUCAUCUCAGAGCCACCUAGAGUUUUAGAAAGCAAAAUGGCCAUGCAAUCUUCUCAUCGGAUCCUUGACUGAAAAUUUCUUAAGGUAAAAAUUGCAGUUGGAAGCCCUUCUCCACCUUCUGGCUAUUUUGGUAGAAGGUAUUUCAGGCAUGUGCUUUUUUUUUUUUAUUGUAUGUAAGAAUGGCUGUGCUGACAGAACAGUCCACAUGAUAAU
Messenger RNA from Phasianus colchicus (ring-necked pheasant), 781 nucleotides. The record is from RefSeq and is a predicted model, not a curated record. Lineage: Eukaryota; Metazoa; Chordata; Aves; Galliformes; Phasianidae.